Ipomoea nil (Japanese morning glory) is the source of this 1036-nucleotide messenger RNA. RefSeq lists its product as uncharacterized. NCBI's taxonomy places the organism in Eukaryota, Viridiplantae, Streptophyta, Magnoliopsida, Solanales, Convolvulaceae. The record is from RefSeq and is a predicted model, not a curated record. Bases 145 to 627 code for a protein of 160 amino acids. The transcript has 8 exons.
CCCCUGCGUUUCCGAGAGCAUAUAUUGCGUCUUAGAACUAGAAUAAGCUUCUUCUCCAAUUUUCCUUUCUCAUUUGGCCUCGCUUCCCGGUUUGGCUGCGUUAUUGUGAAGCAAAAUAAGCCGAGUUCUGUUACUCUCAGUGUAAUGGAGGAGCAAACCCUUUUCAGUAAAUUGAUGAUAAAUCUUCGUGCUACUUGCAAGUACUACACUGGCUACCCGAAGGAUCUUGGACCAUCAAAGGUUAUUCACUUUACCUCAGAGCGGGAGUUUGUCCAGCUUCUUCAUCAAGGACAUCCUGUGGUUGUUGCAUUCACUAUCAAGGGUAACUAUACAAGACAUCUUGACAAAGUAUUGGAGGAAGCUGCAGCUGAGUUUUAUCCGAAUGUAAAUUUUUUACGUGUUGAGUGCCCAAAGUAUCCUGGGUUUUGCAUAACACGGCAAAGGAAGGAAUAUCCUUUUGUAGAGAUAUUUCAUAGCCCAGAACAAGCACUUAAUCAGGGUAAGGCUGCAGAUCCAAAUAUAACAAGAUACUCUGUAAAAGUUUUACCGUUCAACUAUGAUCUCAGUGCAUAUGGAUUUAGAGAGUUUUUCAAGCGCCAUGGAAUUCGAUCAUCUGAUCCUCAGUGAAUUGUGGAAUGCACUGAUUUUUCUAUUUUAUGGGAGCCGUAUAAAAUCUUCCAUUUCAACGGUGGCGGCCAAGGAUUUGCAGAAACUGGUAAUUAGUGUUAAAUAUAGAUUAAACGUUGUUGAAGUUGCAUCAAGUGAGACAGCCAUAUUAAAGCUUCUCACUGUCAUUAUUUUGCUUAGUGAUUCCCUGGUAGUUCAAUAACUGAAGCAUAAAAAGAUAUAAUUUACUUUUUAUGUAUCAAUAGGAUAUACCAUUUUUCUGUUCAAUGGCCAGCAGAAUAGCAUUUAUUCAUGUUUCAAUAGUUUGGAAGUGGUGUGUGCUUCUUUUGGGAACUAUGUGAUAAGGGUAUAAAUGUUGUAUGAGGUGGGAUGAUGUGUUUGCAUAAUUGGAUACCCUAGUCAUAUUUUA